CAAUAUUUCAAUUUUGUUUUCGUGUUUUUUGUUUUUAAAGUUAUGUUUGUUUUGACCAAAGAUGACGAAAAGUUUGUUUUGUUGCCCGCUAAAAGUGUUUACACCGUAGGACGCCUGGGCACGGAUUUGAUUGUGUCUCAGGAUCUCAGUAUAAGCCGCAACCAUGUGGAGAUCCACCUGCCCCAGAACGAAGAGGAUGACUCGCUGCAAGUGGAGGACCUGGGCUCCAGAUAUGGGACCUUCAUCUUUCCCAGGAGGUCUCAGAAGCCCCAGAAAAUCCCUGCCAGGACACUGACGCCGGUGCCUGUGGGAAUUCGCAUUCGGUUUGGCGGAAACUUGAGCAUUUGGCAGGUGACGCGAUUUAAAUUAGUGACCGCCGUCUCCGCUUUGACCCGGCCAGAGAUCAAAUGGCUGACAGAGAUGCUCGAGCCCAUGGGCGGAACUGUUAGUCCAGACUGGUCGGAGGAAUGCACCCAUCUUACCAUGAACGAGGUCUCGGUGACCGUGAAACUACUGCACGCUCUGCUGGAAAACAAACCCAUUGUGACCUUUGCCUACUGGAAGAAGCUGCUCCUCGCGGCGCAGAAAGUUCAUGUCACGGAGGGAUGGCCGCAGCCAGAGGAUUACCAACCCACGAACAUGGAUGUAACCUGGCGUCCCGAACGCACACGUCUGUUUGCCGGCAGGACGUUCGUCUUCAUGAAUCGCAAACACUUCGAAAUGUACGGAUCAGUGGUGCAGAAAGCUGGGGCAUCCUGCAAGGAUCUCAACUCGGGUGUGCGCAAGACAUUCCUAACAAAGAGUGAUGUGAUAGUCAUACAGUAUGUUCCUUCAUCUCAGUCGCAGGCCACUGAAUCCAUCAAUAGUAUACAAGAUAUCCUGGAGCAGAGCGGUCGACGUGUAAUCCAGGACUACGAGAUUGGCAUGGCCUUGCUCCAUUGCUCCAUCAAGGAAUUCUGCAACCCAACACACAAGUUCAUCAACGAAUCAUUGCCCAUCACGGAGUCCGUGACCUCCUCGAUGGCUUUCAACUCUUCAAUCAUUGUGCCCAACACGGAGCGCAAUACGGCUCAAUCCAGUGGCUCAGCCAUCUCAGAGCUAGUGGUGCCCGAAUCGGAUGCUGUUGAAUUGGAGCAGCAGUCUUCCCAGGUCGACUCGGAACCUAUAACUUCCGGAAGAUCGUUGCGUAAGCGCAGUCAUGCCAUAAUUCUCGACUCAGAUGAGGAGCAGGAAGCCACCUCAUCGAAGCGAGUCAAACCAAUUGUCCAAGAGAAACCAAAGAAAAUCGCCAAGAAUGCCAUACUAGUGGAUUCCUCUGAUGAAGAGGAAAAUUUACGACCACCGGCUCCUGUUCCAGCUGCAAAGAAAUAUGCCACAAAUAGGGGCAAGCCCAUAUAUUGUGAAGACUCCUCGGAUGAGGAGAAUACAGCUUCCAAAAAACAAAAAGAAUCUACAGUUCCUGUAGCUGACAGCUCUCCAGCGGUCAGUAAGAGGGCAGAAGCGCCAGUUGUUUCCAGGACAUCACCACGCCUCAGCUCCAAAUCAGUGGCUACAAAUAUCACAAACCAACAGCCGGAAAAGCAGUCGACAGGGACUAAACGUCCUGUUCUGUCAGUGGCCUUGGAUGACGAAGAGGAUGUUGGUGAUCUCUUUCAAUUCCGGAAAAGUCCCAUCAAGACCGCAGAGAAAGUUGUUCAGCCCAAGUCAGCGGCCAAGGGAAAACCGCCUGGCAGAAUCAGUGUGAUCAACUUUUUGGAGAAAUCACAGCCGCAUGAGCCGGCCUCGUUGCCUUCCCAGGUGGAUUCCCAGUCCCAGACACAACCUCGCAAGCGAUUGCGUCUGGAACCAUUAAACGAAAGCGACAGCGACGACUGCGAAAAUCUCUUCAAUUUUGUGGACAGCAAGAAAAAGAAGAAGAAUCCAGAGAAGCAGACCCAUGAAGAUUCAACGGAUGGCUUGUUCAACUUCAAUUCGGAAAGACCAAGCGAUGCUGUUGACCAGGACUCCGUCCUGACCGAACCAUUCCUUCCCGAAGUUGAAACAAAGAAAAAAUCCAAGUAUAUAGUAGUGCAGCGGAAGGAGCUACCCAAAAAAGUGGAUAUAAGUGGUUGGUUAUCGUGCAGCAGGCUACAUGAUGAUUUGAAAUCCGAGAUAAAACCAGAUCCAGAAGUUUCGCUGGAAAACUCCAUCAAGACGGAUCCCGACGCAGAGAAAUGGCUUUCCGCCAUGAAAGACAGCAUCCAGGUGCGCAUGUGCAACCUUAAUAUCAUCAAUCGCUCUCAAGAUGAGCUGGAUGCCUCUCUUGGGGAUUCUUCUGUGAGCAAGUACAGCGGUCGCAAGAACUUUAAGAAGUUUGUCAAGACGAACAAUCCUCAUCCUCAACGGCGUAUUGUGGCUCUAAAGAGUCUUCAGCUGGCAGAUGGCAUGGUGACCUGUCUAUAAAUAGUCUUUUGUCUUGUCCGAGUUUACUUUAUUUUGCUUAUAAUAAACUUGCGAAAUAUG
Molecule: messenger RNA, 2502 nt
Organism: Drosophila elegans
Lineage: Eukaryota; Metazoa; Arthropoda; Insecta; Diptera; Drosophilidae
Product: nibrin
Exons: 4
Coding region: 43-2442 (799 amino acids)
Biological process (GO): telomere maintenance; double-strand break repair via homologous recombination; mitotic G2 DNA damage checkpoint signaling
Cellular component (GO): Mre11 complex; nucleus
Molecular function (GO): protein binding; damaged DNA binding
Source: RefSeq, a predicted model, not a curated record